UUGAAAGCCACAGAAGCCGCAGGACAUCGCCACGAAGAUCCAGAAGACACCGUUAAUCAGCAAAAAUGACAUCGAAAUUGGCAAAAAUCAAGAACUUUCCCACCAACCCCGUGGAGUUCUUCAAGCAGCUUCUGCAGGCAGCUACCGAAGGAAAACCGGCUGGUUACUUGCCGGAAAUGAAUCUGGCCACGGUGGACGAGGAGUUUGGAGUCCUUAACCGCACUGUCCUCUAUCGCGGACUCACCAAAGAUAACUUUUUGUAUUAUAUCACUCAUAGUUAUACACGAAAUUGUAAGAAUCUCAAGGCCAAUCCGAAUAAGGCUGGUAUCACCUUUUACUGGACAAAUGUCAAGGAUAAGCAAGGCAGAGAAAGUAACUGGCAGGUGAGACUCAUUGGAGCCACCGCUGUGGAACUUCCAGAGAGUGAGCUGGAUGCCAUGUGGGCCAAGGAGGACCUGGCGGCCAAGAUCAGAGGUCACAUAUGCCCCUGUGGCCAACCCAUUGAUCAUGACGAACUCAAGGCGAAGCACGAUCAGUUCCUGCAGGAGCACCUGGCCAGUGGCAAGCCCAUCCCAAGACCAGACACCUACACUGCUUUCAAGUUUGAGCCCCAGCGAUGGGACUUCCUCAACGUGGCCAUCAACGAAAUCGCCGACAGAGUGCAGUAUCGUCUCCAGGCCAACGGGCAGUGGGAGUCCAUGCAUGUCUCCACCUGAAUCUAUGCUCCAUUUU
This is a messenger RNA of Drosophila serrata, 732 nucleotides long. RefSeq lists its product as uncharacterized. Gene Ontology annotation, biological process: pyridoxine biosynthetic process; pyridoxal 5'-phosphate biosynthetic process. Gene Ontology annotation, molecular function: FMN binding; pyridoxamine phosphate oxidase activity. NCBI's taxonomy places the organism in Eukaryota, Metazoa, Arthropoda, Insecta, Diptera, Drosophilidae. The record is from RefSeq and is a predicted model, not a curated record.